AUGUCAUCGAGCAUUGAGCUCAUAAACCCCAAGGCGGAGAGUGUCCGUCGUGCGGCGGCGCUGCAGGUGAAUACGACAGGCGCAAUGGGCCUCGCCAAUGUUGUAAAGAACAACUUAGGUUUGCGUUUACAUAACUAUCGCAUGGUUUCUGUGAGUUCGACAAAGAUUAUAGGUCCUAGAGGUACCUUGAAAAUGCUCGUGGACGGUGCAGGUCAGAUCAAAAUGACCAAGGAUGGGAAGGUGCUUCUAUCCGAGAUGCAAAUUCAGAAUCCAACAGCUGCUAUGAUUGCAAGGACAGCGGUCGCACAGGAUGAUCAAGUUGGAGAUGGGACGACAUCAGUUGUACUUCUGGUCGGAGAGCUGCUUAAACAAGCCGAUCGUUAUAUCUCAGAGGGCGUGCAUCCCACUGUCAUUGGACAAGGAUUUGACUUGGCAAAGAAGGAGGCGCUUGCUUUCUUAGAGACGUUCAAGCGACCAUCGAAGUUGGACCGUGCUACUCUCAUCAACGUUGCGUAUACUUCACUAGCCACCAAAGUUAGCUCGUCUCUCGCAAAGCAGUUGGCGGCAGACGUUGUCGAUGCGGUUCUUACUAUCAGGCCGCCUCAGCCAUCAAAAGAAUCUCCUGCCCAAUUCCGCGACCCAAUCGAUUUGCACAUGGUUGAGAUCAUGAAGAUGCAGCAUCGGACCGCAUCUGAGACUCAACUCAUCCGCGGACUUGUUCUUGACCAUGGCGCAAGGCAUCCUGACAUGCCAAAACGUGUCGAAAACGCGUUCAUUCUCACUUUAAAUGUCAGUUUGGAAUAUGAAAAAACCGAAGUGAAUUCUGGCUUCUUCUACUCAUCGGCUGAACAACGCGAAAAACUCGUUGAAUCCGAACGCAAAUUUACGGAUGCCAAGUGCAAGAAAAUCGUGGAACUUAAGAACCUUGUAUGCGAUCAAGCCAUAGACUCAAAGGAAAAGAAGAGAAAUUUCGUCGUGAUUAAUCAAAAGGGUAUUGAUCCUCUAAGUCUGGACAUUUUAGCCAAGAAUGGCAUCCUCGCGCUUCGACGAGCCAAGCGACGGAAUAUGGAGCGCUUACAACUCGUCUGCGGAGGUGUCUCCCAGAACUCCGUUGAGGACUUGACGCCCGACGUUCUUGGUUGGGCGGGCCUCGUCUAUGAGCACACUCUUGGCGAGGAGAAGUACACUUUCGUCGAGGAUGUCAAGGACCCAAAGAGCGUGACGCUCCUGAUCAAGGGCCCUAACCCCCAUACAAUUCAACAGACGCAGGACGCACUCCGUGACGGUCUCCGCGCGGUGAAGAAUGCUCUAGAGGAUGAGGCUUUAAUACCGGGUGCGGGUGCCUUCGAGGUGGCAUGUGCGGCGCACUUGACAGGUCCCGUAAAGCGAAGCGCGAAGGGCCGCGUUAAGAUGGGUGUGGCUGCCUUCGCGGAAGCAUUAUUGGUGAUUCCGAAGACGCUUGCGGCGAACGGUGGGUAUGACGUUCAGGACGUAGUCAAUGCGCUACAGGAAGAGCAAGCUGAGGGAAACACUGUUGGUAUUGACCUACAAUCUGGCGAGCCUUUUGACCCAACAGUAGAGGGUAUCUGGGAUAACUACCGUGUAAAGAGACAGAUGCUACACUCUUGCUCCGUGAUAGCCGUGAAUCUCCUGUCGACCGACGAGAUUCUUCGUGCAGGUCGCAGUUCGUUAAAGCCUGAGGGACAGCAGUAG
Messenger RNA from Fibroporia radiculosa, 1713 nucleotides. RefSeq lists its product as uncharacterized. The transcript has 8 exons. Gene Ontology annotation, cellular component: chaperonin-containing T-complex. Gene Ontology annotation, molecular function: ATP binding; ATP-dependent protein folding chaperone; ATP hydrolysis activity. Bases 1 to 1713 code for a protein of 570 amino acids. Gene Ontology annotation, biological process: protein folding. NCBI's taxonomy places the organism in Eukaryota, Fungi, Basidiomycota, Agaricomycetes, Polyporales, Fibroporiaceae. The record is from RefSeq and is a predicted model, not a curated record.